This is a messenger RNA of Lentinula edodes (shiitake mushroom), 2025 nucleotides long. RefSeq lists its product as uncharacterized. The transcript has 8 exons. The record is from RefSeq and is a predicted model, not a curated record. Lineage: Eukaryota; Fungi; Basidiomycota; Agaricomycetes; Agaricales; Omphalotaceae. Bases 1 to 2025 code for a protein of 674 amino acids.
AUGGCUGCUGGGAUUUCUUCAAACCUUUCCCGAGUUGAUCCUUCGCGGUCGAAGUCCAUAGACGCUAUGUUCGAGGAAUUUCAAGCAGAAGUAACCAAAGAAGCUGACACAUUACAAAAGGUCAAUUCUAUGCUCAGUAACAAGGUAUCAUCGGGUAGCUCAGUGGUUUCAAACGAUUCGUUGGAACCGCUACUGGUGCCUGAUGCCCAAGGUCGUUUACAGUUCGGUGAUCCGAAGAAACGCAACAAGCGCACCACUCGAGCUUUAGUCACCGUUUCAGGCUUGACCCAGGCGAUUCGCAAACUCGAGGAGAAGAUUCAGCAUAUGUCGCCAUCUCACAACAUGACAGAGAUACAUGAAACUCUAUGCGUAGUAGAGGACGGAUCAGAAGUUCUUCGUCACCAAAUUUCCUUCGUCACCCGUUCUGCCAUUUCCGAAGAGGUCACAAAGGCGAGAGGGAUGCUGGAUGCAUUGGAUCAGACUACUAGAAAGUACUUCUUUGAUCCAGUCCGGGAGAUGGAGGUGCCGCCGCGACGAUGGAGCAGCGUAGUCGGAUAUGUUCCACAGCCAACAGACGAGAAUCGACUAUCUUUAUUAGACUGGACUCACCUCUCUCCCGAACAUCGCGCCUUUCGCCAAACUAGGCUAGAGUCUCUGAAACUCGAAAUUACUGCUGAUAGUCAGAAGGCUCCCGAAACCUUGUCAAAGAAGAAAGUAUUAUAUAGGAAAAUCCAUAAGCAGAAGUGGAACGUCAUUCUCUAUAUAUGCGACAAUUUGGCUAUAUUUCCUGAUGAUAGAUGCCCACAACAUCGGGCUUCUUCAAAAAUCACAAAAGCUAAUGUGACGAAGGAACAAUUGACUAAUAUACUGAUAGAGUGGCGUAUCAAUGGGAUCCAAGAGACAGAUGAUUUUGUAUGGCCCUUCUUCACGCCAAAAAAUGUUCCACCCCCUGUCACGCCAUGGGCCCGUGCUCCCAAUGAUCCUAUAGUCACGACCCGCAAACUUUCUCUGCAGGAAUGCUCGGAACUCCUAACGGAACUCAGCAAAUCCAUGAAUUUCACUUCUGCAUUGGCCAUUGGCAAUAUCCAUCGGGUUCUUCAACAACCAUUAGCUCGAGGUGAACCAGAAGACGAACUUCGGAAAGUCUUGAAGAAAUUCCCUGGGGAUUCUUUGGCAUUUGUUUGCAUAGACAUUGAGCGUCUCCCUGCCGGCAAAUUUUCUAAGGAUGAUAUGGUCAGGCAACUGAUGAUUUGGAGGAUGACGAAGCCACUUGAGCAAUUGAAUGCGACGGAUGUGGAUUCUUCAAGUCUUUUGCAGAGAAUUCAGCAAGUUGUCCGCGAAGUUCAGACCCCAACUUGGGUGUCAAACCCACCUCGAAAUGUUGGGCUGCCUGAGGCCACUCCCAGUGGUACUGUAACACCUGUUGUAACAUCGGGUCUCGUCAUCAGUAAUUUCAGGCAACCAAUCUCAAAACCUGCCGUUGCAACAUCGAGGCUAUUGGAUUUACUUGGAACAAACCCGUAUGAGUCUCUCACUCGUAUUCCUGCACCUAAAGGUGAUUACACAAUUCCAAUUGAGGAUGCGUUAGGCAACAGCUUCAUCUGCUUCCGACCGGAAGCCAAAUACCAACCGGGACAAGAGUGGCUUGCAGGCCAGAUUCAACACAUUUUCAGACGAGAGUGCAAUGGUUCUAUUCAGUUUGCAGUCUAUAGAAGUCAACCUGCGUGCGUCACAGAUCCGUUUUCCGAUUACUGGGAGGAUGGUUUCGAGGCCCAAAUAGUCUCUUCGAAAUUUUCCUGCGACCUUGAAAUUGUAGACCUGGAUCAAGUUGCUGCACACUGCGCGAGAUGGGCUAUAUCUGAUGAUCUUGUGGUGGCCGUCAACCUGUGCUCUGUGAGGAGUCAUGUUGUUUAUUGUUCGUUCAAUGUCGUUAACACAUUUGCAGGAUUGAUUUCAUGGUCUUUGUUGUUGCUCAUUGCCCGUAUCAUCAAAAUUACUAUCUCAGUGGCAGUUAAGACUACAUAG